Messenger RNA from Salarias fasciatus (jewelled blenny), 1410 nucleotides. RefSeq names its product LMBR1 domain-containing protein 2-B-like. NCBI's taxonomy places the organism in Eukaryota, Metazoa, Chordata, Actinopteri, Blenniiformes, Blenniidae. The transcript is spliced from 8 exons. The record is from RefSeq and is a predicted model, not a curated record. Bases 397 to 1395 code for a protein of 332 amino acids. Gene Ontology annotation, cellular component: membrane. Gene Ontology annotation, biological process: adrenergic receptor signaling pathway.
CUCGGGGUCUGACGUCACCGUCCUGCCUGUAGAACCGGGAUGUGAGCGGAGCGGCCGCCCAGCACCGAGUCCGGAACCCAGUCCGAAACCAGGCGUUUCUUCCCGGACCGGAGAGGCGGAGACACCGCCGCCGCGCGCCGGACGGAGCCCCGGACACCGACGCCGAGCGCGAGGCCGAGGCCGCGGGGAGCGGCGACACGUCAGCCCGGUUCCGCUGCUUGUUGUGCUAGCUGACAGCUGCUAGCUGACAGCUGCUAGCUGACAGCUGCUAGCUGACAGCUGCUAGCUGCGGGGCGAAGCAGGUGUGUGUCCCGGGGAGCUGGGAGCUGAAGGGGGCGGAGCCUCCACCCCUGGGCGACGCGGAGUGUUGGAGCGUGAGCUCCGGGCGCCGGCGCCAUGAGCGGCGCGGUUCUGGCCGUGGAGAUGCUGGUGGUGUUCUUCCUGGCUCUGUUCCUGCUGCAUCGCUACGGAGACUUCCGGAAGCAGCAGCGCAUGGUUCUGUUCGGAACGCUGCUGGCCUGGUACCUGUGCUUCCUCAUCGUCUUCAUCCUGCCGCUGGACGUCAGCACGACUGUCUAUAAGCAGUGCCUGAAGGACCAUGAGCAGCAGCGUCCCACCCUCAGCCCCGGACCGUCCAAUCACAGCACGUCCAACUCCACUGCCCCGCCCACCAGCAGCAGUGUGCAGCCGUGCUUCCAGCCCUGGAGCUUCAUCCCGGACGGCAUCCUGCCGGUGUUCUGGAGGGUGGUGUACUGGACGUCCCAGUGCCUGACCUGGCUGCUGCUGCCCUUCAUGCAGUCCUACGCCCGGUCCGGAGGGUUCUCCAUCACCGGCAAGAUCAAGACGGCGCUGAUCGAGAACGCCAUCUACUACGGAACCUACCUGCUCAUCUUCGGCUCGCUGCUCAUCUACGUGGCCGUGCACCCGCAGUGGCACCUCACCUGGUCCCAGCUGCAGACCAUCGGCAUCACGGCGGCCAACACGUGGGGCCUGUUCCUGCUGGUGCUGCUGCUGGGCUACGGCCUGGUGGACAUCCCGCGGUCCUACUGGGACGCGUCCCGGCAGGGACAGCUGCUCAUCAGGACCUACUUCAAGGCCUCCAAGCUGAUGACGGAGAAGGCCGACGCCGAGGAGACGCUGGAGGACGUGAUGGAGGAGGUCAGGAAGGUCAGCGAGUCCAUCAAGUACAACCAUCCUCAUAGGAAGUUCAUCGACACCAUCCUGAGGAAGUGUCCCCUGGACUACCAGGAGAAGAUGGGCAGGAACAUGGACGACUAUGAAGACUUUGAGGACAAACAGAACUGUGACCCGAGUGAGAAGAGCCUGGUGAGACUGCACAAGCAGGUGAGACACACACACACACACACACACACUACAGAGACACACACACUCUGAUACCCCUUUUUCCCA